Arabis nemorensis is the source of this 207-nucleotide messenger RNA. Lineage: Eukaryota; Viridiplantae; Streptophyta; Magnoliopsida; Brassicales; Brassicaceae. The record is from the annotation of a GenBank genome assembly.
AUGUGUUAUUACUAUGGUCGUCAUUCAGGGAUGGUAAGAGGAGAGCUUAAAGAACUAUGGAAUUACGGUAUCGAUGAAUCAAAAGAGUCUAACACACCAGACGAUCCUCUACUGAGGCAUAGUAACUUGAUUCAGCAAUCUAAUGGUGUGCUAUCAAAUCAAACCAGAUCAGCUUUCCCAAGAACAUCGAGGAAGAAGCUUAUAUAG